AUGGGAAAUGAGACCAGUUACCCGGUGGAGAUGUGCUCCCACUUUGACCAAGAUGAAAUUAAACAGCUGAGCAAGCGGUUUAAGAAGCUGGACUUGGACAAAUCGGGCACCCUGAGCGUGGAGGAGUUCAUGUCCCUGCCCGAGCUGCAGGAGAACCCGUUGGUGCAGCGAGUGAUCGACAUCUUCGACACUGACGGCAACGGAGAGGUGGACUUCAGGGAGUUCAUCCUGGGGACCUCCCAGUUCAGUGUCAGGGGAGAAGAGGAGCAGAAGCUGAGGUUUGCUUUCAACAUCUACGACAUGGACAAAGACGGCUACAUUUCCAACGGGGAGCUCUUCCAGGUGCUGAAGAUGAUGGUGGGGGACAACCUGGAAGACUGGCAGUUGCAGCAGCUCGUGGACAAAACCAUCAUCGCGGUGGACAAGGACGGCGACGGCAAAAUAUCCUUCCAGGAAUUCAGUGCUGUGGUCGGAGGCCUGGAAGUCCACAAGAAGUUGGCGGCAAUUUUUUGA
This is a messenger RNA of Camelus dromedarius (Arabian camel), 513 nucleotides long. It is a transcript of the gene PPP3R2, whose product is annotated as protein phosphatase 3 regulatory subunit B, beta. The coding region runs from base 1 to 513 and encodes 170 amino acids. The transcript has a single exon. Gene Ontology annotation, molecular function: calcium ion binding; calcium-dependent protein serine/threonine phosphatase regulator activity; phosphatase binding. NCBI's taxonomy places the organism in Eukaryota, Metazoa, Chordata, Mammalia, Artiodactyla, Camelidae. The record is from RefSeq and is a predicted model, not a curated record. Gene Ontology annotation, biological process: calcineurin-mediated signaling; protein dephosphorylation. Gene Ontology annotation, cellular component: calcineurin complex.